Molecule: messenger RNA, 789 nt
Organism: Artibeus jamaicensis (Jamaican fruit-eating bat)
Lineage: Eukaryota; Metazoa; Chordata; Mammalia; Chiroptera; Phyllostomidae
Gene: POU2AF3
Product: POU class 2 homeobox associating factor 3
Exons: 5
Coding region: 1-789 (262 amino acids)
Cellular component (GO): cytoplasm
Molecular function (GO): DNA binding; POU domain binding
Source: RefSeq, a predicted model, not a curated record
AUGGUGAACUCCCCUGAAAAACCAAAGGUGUAUCAAGGUGUCCGGGUGAAGAUCACGGUGAAGGAGAUGCUGCAGCAGAGAAGGGCUCACCAGGCAGCCUCAGGGGGAACACUGUCCGGAGGGACCAGUGUCCACCUUUCAGAUCCAGUCACACCACCUUCUUCAGGUCAGUACAGCCAGCAUUACAUCUACUUUGAAACUGAAUCGAAUUCUUCCACGCCUAAUUAUUUUCAACCCCGAGAAUUUUCCAGUCGUGUUUCUUGUGAAGAAAGCCCAAGCUGCCUUGAUCAGAUUUUGGAUUCCUACCUUCAGACGGAGACACACCACGACCCUGUGCUCAAUGCCAUGCAAAGUACUCCCCACUAUUUCCAGGACAGCUUCCAGGCUGCCCCCUUCUACUCUAACCAGAGCCUGAUCCCAGGAUCACCUUCAGAUUCCUCCACUCUCUCUGGCUCCUUAGACUACAGUUACUCGCCAGCACAUCUACCUUCAUAUGCUGCAGAGAAUUACAAUUCUCCCCCUUCUCUGGACACCAGAAACUGUGGCUAUCCAUCAGAAGACUACUCCUACCCUCCCUUGCCCUCACAUGCCCAGUAUGACUGCUUCUUCCCAGCCCCUACCUCAGGCUGCUACUGUGUGUCCUGUGAGGCAGAACACUCGGCCACCGUCAGAGCAUCUGAGUGUUUUCCCUGUCCCAGCACAGACUAUGUGAACUUCGAUCCCUCGGCCGCAGCACCCAGUGAUUUCUAUACGAGAGAAACAAACUGUGACAUCUGCUAUAGUUCAUAG